GCGUGCAUGCGUGCGCGCGCAGACGUGCUAUCCCCACUCUAUCCCCACCAUCGCGACAGCGAUGUAGCUGGUAGUCCAAGCUGGCAUCACUGGUCCGGACCCCUGAUCCCAAUCCAUCGCGGAGGAGGGGGUGUCAGGUCUUGCGGCAUCCCCCUCCUCCGAGCCAUGAGACGCGAUCCACCUGUUGGCGGGAGAGCUCCCCCCCGCGCGGGCGGGUCCGGUCUCACCUCCGGCAACCUCUCUAGGCGGACGACUGCGCGCCUGAUCCCGAGAGCUCGGGCAAAAUCAAACCCGCCGCCGCCCGCCCGUUUCUGGUCCCCGGGGCCAGGUGGCGGGUCGUCGGUCCUACCCAUAGUGUAAGGAUUACAUGGUGUGCUCAAUUGCCUGGGGGAAUUCGGGUAAUGACGUCACUCGUGUCGAAUUGUGUAAACAGAGUAGCCAACGUCUAGAAGUAAAACAUUUUGGUGUUGUAAUAUUGGCACAUGUUCAUGCAUCCUUGUCACACUCAUGCCGCUUAUGCUACUCGUGUUUAAGUACGGUACAUUGUUUGUGGUAAACAGUGAUAAACAGUGGUACACAGACAAUAUAUAAAUUUAAAAUAAAAAUGGUGCGAUGUAUUAUUAAAAGUUGUAGGAAUAAAACAACGGGGGUUCGUAAGGAAGUUGUGAAUUUUUUUCAGCUACCGAAAAAUGAAGUGAUGUGGGAAGGAUGGCUGAAAAAAAUAGGAGGCUAUGUUUUACCACCAAAAGUUGAAUUUGCAAGGAUAUGCUCAGUUCACUUUAGUCAAGAGUCCUUUCAUCAAGGUCGAGCACGGAAAGACCCUGUUAAGAAACGCCACCUACUACCAUCGGCUGUGCCAACGUUGUUUUUGAAUUGUUCGGAAGCUCAAAAUGUAAACAAGAAUGCGGUGGCUGAACCGAACCUCAAGUUCAAUGUCCUCGGACGAGAAUUCCCAUUAGUUGUCAAUUCUGAAAGAAGAAUAGGAUCUUCAGAUACAAUUUCACCAUCAACUUCUCAUGUAGUUGUAGAAGACAACAUUGUAAAUAUUAGUACGCCAAAAGGAAUACGUAGGAGGUAAAUAUU
This is a messenger RNA of Vollenhovia emeryi, 1083 nucleotides long. RefSeq lists its product as uncharacterized. The record is from RefSeq and is a predicted model, not a curated record. Bases 605 to 1078 code for a protein of 157 amino acids. NCBI's taxonomy places the organism in Eukaryota, Metazoa, Arthropoda, Insecta, Hymenoptera, Formicidae. The transcript has 3 exons.